Naegleria lovaniensis is the source of this 885-nucleotide messenger RNA. RefSeq lists its product as uncharacterized. The transcript has a single exon. Lineage: Eukaryota; Heterolobosea; Eutetramitea; Acrasida; Naegleriidae. Bases 1 to 885 code for a protein of 294 amino acids. The record is from RefSeq and is a predicted model, not a curated record.
AUGAACACAACACACCCAUCUCAAUCAUGUCAAAACAUCAACAACAAUUUCGAAGCAGAUAAUACCAUUACAACUACGUAUCCAUGCAGCACUCAACAUGUCGAUUCCUCUUCGAAUCGUCCAACUCGAACACCAAACUCCAUGAAGAAUGACAUCCUCAUGAAUUUUGCAAUUUUCGAAAAUAUAGGAAUUGUCAUUCUCACGGCUGGAUUAUUUGUUAAAGCUCCAUCCACAUUUACUUUGUAUCCAUUGUUCGAUUCGUCAGGAGAUGUCAUGGAUGCAUCAAAGUCGAACUAUUAUCGUUAUGUUGAAAUGUCCUUUUUGGAUUAUUGUCAGCAGUGCAAAGAAGAGAACAUGCUGGUUUUCAUGGUGAUAUGCGUUGUGGUAGGAGUGACGAGCAUGUGUUUGGCUCUCUGCAACAUCAUUCACUAUUUAAGAGUUUGCAAGUUGAAAUCUUCCAACAAUCAUACCAUGCAACAUGUUGACAGCCAACAGCAUGACAUUUCACAAGAACAUUUCGACAUGCAUUCUUUGAAGAAGGGCUAUUGUCUGAAACAUGUCAUUACCAUCGUUGGUUUUUCACUUCUUUCGUUCACGUCUUUUGCUCUUUUGGUAUACAUGCAAUACUUCGUCGCGUCGAUGAAUAGCAAAAUGACAAUGGAACAAUGCUACCAUGUGGAAUGGUAUGCUCGCACCUCUAAAAUCCUCAGUCUAGUACUUGGAAGCACAAUGAAUGUCAUUGGAAUUGGUUGUUUGUUACGUCUCGUGGUUUGUUCAUUCUGGAAAAAGAAACCUGCUGUGGAUCAUGAUAAUUUGACAUGUUCUUCUUCAUGUCAUGCUCAGAAACAAGAAUUGGAAACAAUGAUAGCAUUGGAGAAGGUAUGA